Messenger RNA from Neomonachus schauinslandi (Hawaiian monk seal), 2342 nucleotides. It is a transcript of the gene DNAI2, whose product is annotated as dynein axonemal intermediate chain 2. Gene Ontology annotation, cellular component: outer dynein arm. Gene Ontology annotation, biological process: outer dynein arm assembly; cilium movement. The record is from RefSeq and is a predicted model, not a curated record. NCBI's taxonomy places the organism in Eukaryota, Metazoa, Chordata, Mammalia, Carnivora, Phocidae. The transcript is spliced from 12 exons. Gene Ontology annotation, molecular function: dynein light chain binding; dynein heavy chain binding. The coding region runs from base 6 to 1814 and encodes 602 amino acids.
GGACCAUGGAGAUCGUGUAUGUGUACGUCAAGAAGCGAAGCGAGUUCGGGAAGCAAUGCAACUUCUCCGACCGCCAGGCGGAGCUGAACAUCGACAUCCCGCCCAACCCCGAGCUGGCCGAGCAGUUUGUGGAGCGGAACCCGGUGGACACGGGCAUCCAGUGCUCCACUAGCAUGUCAGAACACGAGGCCAACACGGAGCGGUUUGAGAUGGAGACCCGGGGGAUUAACCAUGUUGAGGGCGGCUGGCCCAAGGAUGUGAACCCCCUGGAGCUGGAGCAGACGAUCCGGUUCCGGAAGAAGGUGGAGAAGGAUGAGAACUACGUCAACGCCAUCAUGCAGCUUGGCUCGAUCAUGGAGCACUGCAUCAAGCAGAAUAAUGCCAUUGACAUCUACGAGGAGUAUUUUGAUGACGAGGAUGCGGUGGAGGUGACAGAGGAGGCCCCUUCAGCUAAAACCAUCAAUGUUUUCAGGGAUCCCCAGGAGAUCAAGCGGUCAGCCACACACCUCUCCUGGCACCCUGAUGGCAACAGAAAGUUGGCGGUGGCAUAUUCUUGCUUGAAUUUUCAACGGGCGCCUGAGGGCAUGAGCCACGAAUCGUACAUCUGGGACCUGGAAAACCCCAACAGGCCUGAAAUUGUCCUGAAGCCAUCUUCUUCUCUUGUCACCUUGGAGUACAACCCCAAAGAUUCCCACGUGCUUCUGGGAGGCUGCUACAAUGGGCAGCUUGCCUGUUGGGACACCCGCAAGGGCAGCCUGGUGGCGGAGGUGUCCACCAUUGAGUUCAGCCAUCGAGACCCUGUGUAUGGUUCCAUCUGGCUGCAAUCGAAGACGGGCACUGAGUGCUUCUCGGCAUCCACAGACGGGCAGGUCAUGUGGUGGGAUAUCCGAAAGAUGAGCGAACCCACCGAGGUGGUGAUCCUGGACAUUACCAGAAAGGAGCAGUUGGAGAGCGCCUUGGGGGCCAUCUCCUUGGAGUUCGAGUCUACUUUGCCAACCAAGUUCAUGGUGGGCACCGAGCAGGGCAUUGUCAUCUCUUGCAACCGCAAGGCCAAGACGUCAGCUGAGAAGAUCGUGUGCACCUUCCCAGGCCACCAUGGCCCCAUCUAUGCCCUGCAGAGAAAUCCGUUCUACCCGAAGAACUUCCUGACCGUCGGUGACUGGACCACCCGCAUCUGGUCCGAGGACAGCCGGGAGUCGUCCAUCAUGUGGACCAAGUACCACAUGGCUUACCUCACCGACGGCGCCUGGAGCCCAGUGAGGCCGGCGGUUUUCUUCACCACCAAAAUGGACGGGACCCUGGACAUCUGGGACUUUGUGUUCAAGCAGUGUGACCCUGCCCUCAGCCUGAAGGUGUGUGACGAGGCCCUGUUCUGCCUCCGGGUGCAGGACAACGGGUGUUUCAUCGCCUGCGGUUCUCAGCUGGGGACCACCACGCUGCUGGAGGUCUCCAAUGGGCUGUGCACACUCCAGAGGAAUGAGAAGAACACAGCUUCUUCAAUAUUUGAGCGGGAGACCCGGCGGGAGAAGAUUCUGGAGGCCAGGCACCGGGAGAUGCGGCUGAAGGAGAAGGGCAAGGUGGAGGGCAAGGACGAUGACCAGAGGGAGGAGGAGACCACCCUCAACCUUGAGGAGCUGGUCACCAAGGCCGAGGAGGAGUUCUUCGACAUCAUCUUUGAGGAGCUGAAGAAGAAGGAGGCGGAAGCCAUGAAGAAGAAGCCGAAGCCUAAACAUCAGGAUCUGGAGACAGAUGAGGAGGUGGAAGGAGAAGACCAAGGGGAGGAAGAAGGUGACCAUGCCGAGACUCCGACCUAGAAGGGUCAGGUCGGCCUUGCCGUGGACCCACUUGCUCUGCGCCUCUGUUUCCCACCUCCUGGUACGGCGCUGGCUUCGCAAGUGGGCGCUGAGCCCCCCCCUUAAAGUGUCAGCAGAGGUAGGGCUGGGCGAGCAGAGGGUCCCUGACCCGACCCGAUGCCCCACAAAGGGCCGGCCCCCACUGACUCACUGAGCCCAGUCCCAAGGGACCUGUUGGAGGGAGGGAAGGGGCAGGGCUCAUGCCCCAGCUGGGGACCCCUCCUCUCAGCCAGCCGAGCACACCCUGCCAUUCAGCCUGGCCCUGCGUGUUCCCUUGGGUUCAGCUUCCCCAGGGCUUUUCGGGCAAUCAUUUUCCUGCAAAGUCUGCAGAGCCUCCAACUGGACUUGCCUCAGCCUUGGCGGGGCCUCAGAAAGACCGGUGCGCGGGGAGAGGGGCUUCUCCUCCCAUCCUGACCCUCCCCUCCACAUACAACUCGGAGACACAGUCCGUCCGCUUCUAAAAUGUCUCUGGGCAAACCCCCACCCCGA